GAAAGAGUUCGAUGCUGUAAUGCGAUUGGUUGAGGCGGCUUCGGGGUGCACGAGCCUUCCUUUUUUUUAACCCUUGGGGGAGGGGGUUGUGGCUUAGCGUGAGUUAUGAUUGGCAGCCCCGCGAGGCGGAAGCAGGGCUGUGAGGCGGCUGUCCAGGGUGGCUGAGGAGAGCGACACGGGCCGAGGCGGCGGCGGCGGAGGAGCAAGAAAUGCAGCUGGCAGGCACAAACUUUCCUACUCUGAACACCUGAGGACUGUCGGAUAAUGAUUUCCUUUUCUUUCUAUGAAAGAAGAGUACUGCAACAGAACCUUGCAAUUUGCUAAUUCACAAGUUAUGAAUAUAUUGAUUGGGAUACUUGGGAAGAAGACCACCUUCAUAUGCCAGUAGUUGUGCUGCAAGCAACAUAGGUGCUAUUUUUCAAAAACUCAGAAUGCAACUUGAUGGAAGAAAAGGUUUUAUUAAACAUGUGUGAAGGUCGUUCAUUUCAUGUUCGUUACAGAAUGGAAGCUUCUUGCCUGGAGCUUGCUUUGGAAGGAGAACGAUUGUGUAAAGCGGGAGAUUGUCGAGCUGGUGUAUCUUUCUUUGAGGCCGCCGUUCAGGUUGGAACAGAAGACUUAAAAACGCUCAGUGCAAUUUAUAGCCAACUGGGUAAUGCAUAUUUCUACUUGCACGAAUAUGCAAAAGCUUUGGAAUAUCAUCACCACGAUUUAACUCUUGCAAGGACUAUCGGGGACCAACUGGGAGAAGCUAAAGCAAGUGGGAAUUUAGGUAAUACUUUAAAAAUCCUUGGAAAUUACGAAGAAGCAAUUGUCUGCUGUCAGAGACAUCUUGACAUUUCCAGAGACCUAAGUGACAAGGUUGGAGAAGCAAGAGCACUUUAUAACCUUGGGAAUGUGUAUCACUCCAAGGGUAAGAGUGUGGCCUGUGCAGGUACGCAUGAUCCAGGAGAGUUUCCUGACGAUGUUAAAGCUGCAUUGCAGAAAGCUGCUGAGUAUUAUGAGGAGAACCUGAACAUAGUGACAGAACUGGGAGAUAGAGCUGCACAGGGGCGUGCAUAUGGAAACCUGGGCAAUACCCAUUAUCUUCUGGGAAACUUCAGAAGUGCUGUCAUUGCCCAUGAACAGCGUCUUUUAAUUGCAAAAGAAUUUGGAGAUCGGGCGGCAGAAAGAAGAGCCUACAGUAAUCUUGGAAAUGCUUAUAUUUUCCUUGGGGAGUUUGAAACAGCGGCUGAAUACUACAAGAAGACCCUGCAGCUCGCCAGACAGCUGUCAGACAGAGCCGUAGAAGCACAGGCUUGCUACAGCCUUGGAAAUACAUACACUUUACUCCAGGACUAUGAAAAGGCUAUUGAUUAUCAUCUAAAGCACUUGGCAAUUGCUGAAGAACUGAAUGAUAGAAUUGGUGAAGGAAGGGCCUGCUGGAGUUUAGGAAAUGCAUAUACAGCCCUUGGGAACCAUGAUCAAGCUAUGCAUUAUGCAGAAAAACACUUAGACAUUUCAAGGGAGGUGGGGGAUAAAACUGGAGAACUAACAGCUAAGCUUAACCUCUCAGAUCUCCAGAUGGUGCUUGGUCUAAGCUUCAGCACAAACAAUUCAGUAAUGACAGAAAAUAAUUUCACAGAUAGUAGCUUCUGUGGCACUCGACCACGACUUGGACGUCGCCACAGUAUGGAAAACAUGGAGCUUAUGAAGUUGACACCUGAGAAGGUUCAGGACUGGAACAGUGAAAUAUUGGCCAAACAGAAACAACUAGUUUCCAAACCUUCUGCAAAGCUACAUUUUGUAAACCGAUUAAAAGGCAAAAAAUACAAAAACAUCACUUCAAAAGUUCUUCAGGAUGCUAGUAAUUCUAUUGAUCAUCGACUAAGUUCACAAAAGAAAAGCUGCUCAGAUGCUCCUGGAGAUGAAGGGUUUUUUGACUUGCUAAGCCGAUUUCAGAGCAACCGAAUGGACGAUCAGCGGUAUUGUUUCCAAGAUGGGAAAAGGCUGACAGCAGCAGGGUCCUCCACACCAUCCAGGACAUUAAAAAAAUCCUUUUCUACUCCUAUGGUCUCACCGCACACAGAUGAGUUUCUGGAUCUGCUUGUGAGCUCUCAAAGUAGGCGGCUAGACGACCAGCGGGCCAGUGCCAGCAACCUGCCAGGGCUUCGUCUGAAUCAACACAACAGCCAGUCUGUCCUUGGCCACUUGAUGGCCAGCAGCAACAGUGAGCCAGAUGAGGACUUUUUUGACAUCCUAGUAAAAUGCCAGGGUUCUAGACUAGAUGAUCAGAGGUGUCCAGCACCACCAAACAUCACAAAGGGACCAACUGUACCGGAUGAAGAUUUCUUUAGCCUUAUUUUGAGAUCACAAGGGAAACGAAUGGAUGAACAGAGAGUGUUUUUACCCUCUGGUUUGAAGAGGCCAAAUUCUAACUAAUGAACUUGGGAAUCUUUUUAGAAUAAUAAAACAUCAAGGGAUUAUGCAGUACUGUAAUAAUUUUUCAUAUGCGGUAAUCAAUGCCUUUAAAAGAGAGGGAAAAAAAGAAUAUUCAGAAUACUAUGUAAAUUUACAUAGCUUAUGGUACAGUCAUUACUGCCAGUGCUUGAAAUCAGGUGUUUAAUGUUUGUAAAGAGUUGACUGUAUAGUGUAUUGUCCUGUCUCUCACUUUCCACUCACCUCCUCUUUCUGUAAAUAUAUUACGUACUUUGUUUCUUUAUGGUGAUAGCGCUUCAGGUACUUUGAUCAUCAGUUUAUGGAAGCUUUUGCUGUUAAACUUGUGUCAUUAACAAGCAACACUGUAGAAUUGGCCUCCAGGUUUUUUCAAUCUUUUGCAUAGUGUGAAAUGUUUUGAAAUUAACAGUAUUGCUUUUUUUAAAAAAAAAAUUGAAAAAUAAAUCUUAAUACCCAUUAAGUCUGUUUUACAUGUAUCGAAAUAUUAUGCUGAUGGAAACUGAAAAAUACUGGUCUAAUUGGUCGACAGAUAGCAUGCUCCACACAGUCUAUGUUGUAUUCACCAAUGAAAAGAAUCCUAAAUGGGAUUGAUAAAAGAUCGGUGCCCUUUAAAAAAAUGAUUUGUUUGCUUUAAACUGAAUUUCAAAAGUCUUAAAAAUAAUUGGAAUUUAUGGUAUCUUUGGCCUAACUCAGUAUGGGACCUCAGCUCCCAGAAUUUCUGGCCAUUGGAUAAGCUUACUGGGGCUUCUGGGAGUUGGAGGGCCACAAGUUUGUCAUGUCUGCCCUAACCUGUUUUUUAAAAAACUAUUUAUACAAUUUCUUAUUAUAGUGUUUCAUGUAACACCCAUUUUUGGUCUUGUCUGGCAGGUGGCUCCAUCCAAAUAUGUCUUGUCAUUCUGAGUGCAAACAUAAGGGAAAACAAAUAAAUAGGAUAUUUCGGGAGAGGGAGUAAAUCCGAAUAAGGAAUAAUUUGAAUAUAAUGCAAAGGAACCCAGUUAGGGAUGAACUGAUGAUUAAUCUGAAAAAAAAAUCUGAAUAACUGCUUUCUGUGUCUUACGAUGAAACUUACAUCUUUGCAUAUGAUUGUUAUACUGUAUUACUAAUACUUUUACUAAAAAUUGUGAUUAAAUUGAAUCUUACUAAUAA
Anolis sagrei ordinatus is the source of this 3579-nucleotide messenger RNA. RefSeq names its product G protein signaling modulator 2 (gene GPSM2). NCBI's taxonomy places the organism in Eukaryota, Metazoa, Chordata, Lepidosauria, Squamata, Anolidae. The record is from RefSeq and is a predicted model, not a curated record. Gene Ontology annotation, cellular component: cell cortex. Gene Ontology annotation, biological process: establishment of mitotic spindle orientation. Gene Ontology annotation, molecular function: G-protein alpha-subunit binding; GDP-dissociation inhibitor activity.